AAAUACGGUAUAAGUAAAUGUUUAAAUGCUGUUAUAGUUCAUUAAAAAUAAUUUAGUUUAUAAUGUAAUUGAGACAUCACUAUGUAGUGAUUUUGUUACAUCAUAUACAUAUGAGUCAGAAGAUACAUGAUCUUAAGGAAAUUCCUCCAAAUCCGGUGCUCCAAUUACAAAAAAAAAAAAAAAAGGAGAAGAAAAGAAGAAAAUCUUUAGCUGACUUAGUGUGAUUCACCCAUGGAAUCAGGAAAAUGAAUUAGGACAAUUGGAAACCUUAGCAAAACAAGAGACAACUGCUCAUCUCUAUGAAGAAUUUUUGAAUUUUUUGAACCGACAUUUUGAAGUUAAAAGACAGACACAAUCUGUCAGUGGAAAAGAAUGGAGGAAAUCAACAUAAUGAAGAAGAUACAGGACACAUCAUCUCCUUCUGAUGGCCUGAAGUGAAGAAAGUAAAGUGAAAUAUAACCAAGAUGAAUAAAGAAGAACAGAAAAGGCCUUUAGACAUCUUUAUAACCAUAUUUAAUUCCUUUGCCCUAAACCCAGAUUUCACGUCGCUUUUUCACUGAAGCACUGUGUCAGAAUGAAAGAGAGAGACACAGUCCACACGAGCAAAUGCAUCAUUCUUUGUUUCUUAAAUGGUUACAUUUCUGGUACUAAUUAGGAGGUUCAAUGGAACAAAAGUUCAAUUAGUUUAAUAGGAAACAUAUAUAUUGAAAUAUAACUUAUAGUUUAAGAACUCACGGAGUCCACUCACAAUUUGUCAUACAGAUUUUAAUCUAAAUCUGUAUCCACUAAACUAAAACCAAGAAUUGUAUUCUUUUUACUAAUUAUGUGUUUGGUAUGACUUCAUUUGGUGGACUUAUUUUGUGCCCUUGUAUGAACUCUCAACAUCCACUGACGAAAAGGAGGCCUCCUCUCCUCCUUCAUUUGGACAGCUGCAUGUGGGACUUGUAUUGCGCACUCGUCAAAAUGAGACAUGAUGGAUUAAAGACCCAAAAAGUGUAUGGCAAAUCAAAGAGUGGUGUAUCUAUCAGUCACAGUCGAGAUGGAUAUGGCCAGAACAUUACCUGUGUCCUCUCAGGGGACGAAAAUAUGACACAAAUCAAUUGGGAGAUGCUAAGAGGCCCGAAUCGCACCAAACUGGGCACGUUUCACCCACAUUUUGGAAUUUACGUAAUGCAAGAAUAUAAGCCUAAAGUGAAGAUCCAGAACAAACGGACUCCUUAUCCAUCAUCAUCCCUUCUCAUUAAAGUAGUAUCAAAUGAGAGCGUGCAAAUCUGUUGUGCGUUCAUAACAUUUCCUUCGGGUAAACUUGAGCAGUGCACUGAUAUCAGUAAGAAAGAUGUCAGUAUCAACACGUCUAUGAUAAAAGGUAAAACUUACACAUGUAGUCCUAUACAUACCUUGCCAUUCCUUUGGGACUCACUUGGUGAUUUUUUUUUUUUUUUAGAUUUUACAUAUGUGGAACAAGAACCAAGGCUGGGAUUAUUUGGACGGUUGGGUGCAAUGAUCAUUGGAACUAUUCUUUCCCUUUUUAUCCUGACCAUCCUAUUCUACUUAUGCAGAAAAAACAGCUGUAGAAGGAGGAAGUCCUUUGAAAUACGAACAUACUUGACAGACUUACCGACUGAGACAUUUGCUGAAGAAUCAGUUGAUGUACCAACUUCUCAAAGUUCUCCAAAUGGCUUUGACCCCUCAAAACUUUAUGCCAAGAUCAAAAAAGACCUUUUCUAUGGCCGGCUGUGGAAGUCUUACCAAGGCCAACCCAAAUCAUGGACACAAGGUACCAUGACUGAUCAAGGACAUGUUUAUCACUUAUUAUUACCGCAGAGAAAUGUGGAGGGCAGCCCUUUGAGGCCAGAUACAACAGAAUGAUUACAUUUCAGUAGUUUAUAGUUUCCAGUCUUUCCAGUGCGAUUGAGAGGAAUCUCGUCAUUUUUGUGUAAUGUAAAAUAGCUUAAAGCAGAUUGCAAUGCAUUAUGUAAAGAAAAGAAUGAAUUAAUAGUUUGAACUAAUAUUAAAAGAAAUUAAUUCAUAUUUUGUUUUCAGGUUAAGAUAAAUGUUUCUAACACUGAAUAAACUUAUAAAUAAACGUUUAUGUGAGAAUCUAACAGACAUGCAAGUCUCAAGUCUUUUGUCAUGAGUCAAGUCUUUCAAAGCCAAAUCUCAAAUAAUG
Sinocyclocheilus rhinocerous is the source of this 2170-nucleotide messenger RNA. RefSeq lists its product as uncharacterized. Gene Ontology annotation, biological process: cytokine production; positive regulation of natural killer cell cytokine production; positive regulation of immunoglobulin mediated immune response. NCBI's taxonomy places the organism in Eukaryota, Metazoa, Chordata, Actinopteri, Cypriniformes, Cyprinidae. The record is from RefSeq and is a predicted model, not a curated record. Gene Ontology annotation, molecular function: cell adhesion molecule binding. Gene Ontology annotation, cellular component: external side of plasma membrane. The transcript has 5 exons. Bases 835 to 1869 code for a protein of 344 amino acids.